Molecule: messenger RNA, 1660 nt
Organism: Solanum lycopersicum (tomato)
Lineage: Eukaryota; Viridiplantae; Streptophyta; Magnoliopsida; Solanales; Solanaceae
Source: RefSeq, a predicted model, not a curated record
UUCUACGUAUGUUUGGAAUACAAGAUGAACAACACUAUGUCCAUCCGAAAUCUUCUGGUAGGGAACCGAUGGCAUGGUCUAGUUUGUCUAUCAGGCAAGGUUUAGGAGGGGGUGCCUGUGGUUUCAACAGCUUAUGCUCAGUAGGAACUGAUCAGAGGCCAAGAUGUGAUUGUCCACUUGGGUAUAUCUUGGAUGAUCCGAAUGAUAAAUUAGGCAGCUGCGGACAAAAUUUUCCCGAGCAAAACUGUAACCUUGAAGCGCGAGAAGUUGAGUCUUUCACAUUCCACGAAAUGUUGGAUACUGACUGGCCUGACUCUGAUUAUGAGUCUCCCCGGGAUGUUUCAGAGGAUUGCUGCAGAGAGAAUUGUUUGAGUGAUUGCUUUUGUGCUGUUGCCAUUUACAGUGAUGACAAUGUUUGUUGGAAGAAAAGGUAUCCUCUUUCAAAUGGGAGAGUAGGUCCAACGAUCGGAGGGAAGACUUUGAUAAAAAUAAGGAAAGAGAACUCCACAGUGUGGGAAUCGCCAAAUGUUGAAAUACAAAUAAAAGAAAAAUCAAUCUACUCUGAUCAUUUCUGGUUCUGUGAUGUUGGCAAGUUCAGUUUUCAUGAAUUUAAUCUUAUUUCUUUCGGCACUUGUGUACCUUUUUAUGCUUAAAGGGAAAAAACGAAAGAGAAUUGCACCGUAUUCAGCUGUUCCGGGAGUGAACUUAAGAAGUUUUAGCUACAAAGAGCUAGAACAAGCUACAAAUGGAUUCAGGGAAGAGUUAAGAACUGGUACUUACUCAACAGUUUACAAAGCCGUUCAUCAUAACAUGGUAACAGAAGGAGAAGGAGAAGUAUUUGAAGCUGAAGUGAAUUCAAUCAGCACGACUAAUCACAAGAACUUAGUCCAACUCCUUGGAUUCUGCAACGAAGGCCAACACCGCCUUUUGGUAUAUGAACACAUGAAAACCGGCUCGAUAGCACACUUGCUAUUCAAAGAUUCUAGGCUUAGUUGGUCCAAAAGGGUACAAGUUGCCAUCGACACUGCUAAAGGACUUUGCUAUUUGCAUGAAGAGUACAGUACUCAAAUUAUACAUUGUGACAUCAAGCCCCAAAACAUGCUUUUGGAUGAAAAUUUGACAGCAAAAAUAGCAGAUUUUGGUAUGGCCAAGCUACUAAAAGACAUCAGACUCAAACAACAACUAGGAUACGUGGAACCAAAGGAUACGUAGCUCCAGACUGGUUCAGAAGCAGAUUUUGGUAUGGCCUGUAACUGUGAAGGUUGAUGUGUACAGCUUCGGGGUCUUGCUCUUAGAAUUGAUAUGCUGCAGAAAAAAUUAUGAGCAGGAUGUGGCAAAUGAGAACGAUAUGAUACUACUAGAAUGGGCUUACGAUUGCUGUAAAAGAGAUAAGUUGCAUUACUUGUAUGCGCUGAUGAAGAGGCAUUAGAAGAUAUCAAGAGAUUUGAGAAAUUCUUAUUGGUUUCUAUUUGGUGCAUUCAAAAAAAUCCAGCAUCAAGGCCUAACAUGAAGAAAGUAAUGUUAAUGCUUGAAGAGAUAAGUUGCAUUUUCUUUUACCUAAUAGAGAACACCAAUAACCUGCAUCUGUAUCUCAGUGCAAUAUGUUUCUUCAAAUGUAUGAAAUAUUUCAGCUUCAACCAUGAACCUAUAGCAGACAAUA